Messenger RNA from Gekko japonicus, 2814 nucleotides. It is a transcript of the gene ATP6AP2, whose product is annotated as ATPase, H+ transporting, lysosomal accessory protein 2. Lineage: Eukaryota; Metazoa; Chordata; Lepidosauria; Squamata; Gekkonidae. Gene Ontology annotation, molecular function: signaling receptor activity. Gene Ontology annotation, cellular component: external side of plasma membrane; membrane. The record is from RefSeq and is a predicted model, not a curated record. The transcript is spliced from 9 exons. Gene Ontology annotation, biological process: positive regulation of Wnt signaling pathway. Bases 29 to 1093 code for a protein of 354 amino acids.
UUUCGUCGGCGCUGGGGUGGCAGUAGUCAUGGGGUUGCGGUGGACCGGGCUGGCGUUUUGGGCGGCAGCGUCGCUUGUGGCAGGUAUUUUUGCUAAUGAAUUCAAUGUAUUACGAUCUCCUGAGUCAGUCAUUUUCCAUCAGGGAAGCUGGCCAAUACCUGGAGAACGAAUUUCAGAUCUGGCUGCAUUAUCCAUGGGCUUCUCUGUUGAGGAAGACGUCUCCUGGCCUGGACUUGCAGUAGGUGAUCUCUUCCGGCGUCCUCGAGCUACAGUUCUGGUCACAGUAACAGGGAUAGACAAGUUAACGCUACCUGAGCGUGGUAUUUCUUACCCAAUUGAGAAUGCAGUUCCUUUCAACCUGGAUGGUGUUGCAAAUGCUAUUCAUACUUUGUUUUCUGAGGAAACCCCCGUAGUAGUACAGCUAGCUCCUAGUGAAGAGAGAGUCUACAUGGUGGGAAAGGCAAACUCUGUGUUUGAGGACCUUUCAGUCACACUACGACAGCUUCGGAAUAGAUUAUUCCAGGAUAAUUCCAUUCUGGCUUCUCUUCCCCUUAAUUCUCUGAGCAGAAACAAUGAGGUUGAUCUGCUGUUUCUGUCAGAAUUACAAGUCUUACAUGAUAUCACAAGCUUGCUUUCCAGGCACAAGCAUUUAGCGAAGGAUCAUUCACCAGACCUAUAUUCUUUAGAACUUUCUGGGUUGGAAGAAAUUGGUAAACGGUAUGGAGAAGAUUCGCAGCAGUUCAAGGAUGCCUCUCAAAUUCUUGCAGACUCACUGCAAAAGUUUGCAGAUGAGAUGUACAACCUUUAUGGUGGCAAUGCAGUGGUAGAAGUGGUGACUGUGAAGACAUAUGACACACCCUUUGUGAGGAAGUCACGAUCUAUCCUAGAAACCUCAGAGACCAUCCCUGGGAAUCAGUAUAACCUAGGAUAUCCAUACAACUUUAACUAUGCUGUGGUCUUCAACAUAAUUCUGUGGAUCAUGAUAGGCCUCAUCAUAGCUGUGAUUGUUAUUUCCUACAACCUCUGGAAUAUGGAUCCAGGCUAUGACAGCAUCAUUUACAGGAUGACCAACCAGAAGAUCAGGAUAGAUUAAACACCAGCUAAUUGCAACCUGAGGAGGAGUCAGUCUUCUUCCAGUGCAACCAUCUCCAUGCUGUUUUGCUUAUUAAUGUGAAAAUAUAUUAAAGGCUAGUAGUGGACAGUCAGUUUGCUGAGUUGGAAAGUGCAAUGGGUAUGAAAUUAUGAUCUAACUUCUAUAAACAGAUUCAUGUAAAUGAUUCCUGUUUUGUGCCCAUGCAGUAUGUAUUCAAUUUCAGAGCUGUUCCUCUUGCUGGUUAGUAAACAAUGCACUAAAAGUAAGCUAGCGACUUGUUUUGUGUUAAAUUCUUUUUACACUGGAAGCUUAGGAUGCUGAGGUAGUAUUGGGUACUGAAUCAAUUGUAAAUGUUUAAUGUAAAUAAUUCAAGUUUUUUGUCUAUAGGGGUUUAGUCAUGUUUAUGCUGAAUCUUUAGUGUCAAAGCUUGUUGAAAAAUCUGAGUUCGAUGUUUACUUGUGAGCUACUGUACAGACUUUGAAUAAAGUGAAUCUUUGUGUGAAAGUUUCAUGCAGAAAUGACCCAGAAUAAAGAGAAAAAUAAACAGUGAUAUAUGUUGCAGCAGUGUAGGGCUUGUAGUUGAAAUGCUAUGAAUUAAUCCAGAGAAGAUCCCAUUAAUAAGCAUAGCUUUAUUACUAUCUUGUUCUAUGCAAAGGACAAUAUUAGCAUGGCUGUGGAGUGAACUGUCAGAAAGACAGUGCCAUUUUGUGCAGAGUUUUUCCAGUCUAAAACUGUGGUAGUAGACUAGAUGAACUCUGUCCACAACUGCGUUGAGAUGCAGAUGUGAACUUGAAUGCACAGUCAUUGGUGUGCAAUGGUGCCUGUGGUACGCAUGCAUCAGAUAAGUGCCCUGACCUGGAUAGCCUGGGCUAGCCUGAUCUUGGAAGCUAAGCAGGGUCAGCCCUGGUUUGUAUGUAGAUAAGAGACCACCCAGGCAGUGGCAACCCCCCUCUGACCAUCUCUUUGCCUUGGAAAUCAAAAGGGGUCACCUGUGAUUUGAUGCACUUUACACACACGGUAAUAACAGCAGUAGACCCUGAGUGAAAUAAAUUUUAAAAUAGGUCUGUCUUUGAGCUGUGAAGCAGCAUAGUUCCUUCCAAUAUUGUAAAUUGUAUAGCUACACUGUGCAUUGAUAGUCAUCUGACAAUUGGUGUGAUCUCUUCUCUGUUCCAUAGCAUGUCGCAACACAGUCCAUGCUAACUUAACCUAUACAAAAUAGGUGGUAAAGAGCAGCUUCAGUAUGAAAAACUCAGUGGGCAACCUAGAACUAUAAUUGUUAAUUUAAUAUAUAUCAUAUUGUGGAGAAAUUGAUAUGUGUAAACUUAUGCUUUGCCUUGGUUCAAACUAUUAGCAGUAUUAAAAGAUGAGGGACUGUUUGAAUUAACAAAAAUGCCACCUUUAACCAACCAUUGCCCAUAAAAAUAUGGCUUCUUGUUUGCCAUUCAGUUGUGUCUGACUCUUGGUGAUUCUAUGGGCCAGCUCUCUCCACGUUUUCCAGUCUUGUACUGUUUGAGUUGUUCCAUGCUCCAGCUGGUGUCGACUUUUAUGAUGUUUAGCCACUAUGUUCUAUGAUGGCCUGGUUUCCUUUUGCCGCUAACCAAUCCAAACAUAAUUGUUUUUUCUAGUGAGUUGUUCUGCAUGGCAUGGCUGAAGUAAGUCAGUUGCAGUUUUAUGAUUUUUCCUUCCAAUGACAUGUCUGGUUUAGUGCUCCAAUACUUGCU